CGAGAGCAGACCGGAAGCGGAAGUAACCGCAGCGUCUCCUGGUGCUGCAGCGUGUUGUUUCCGCUCCAGCGUCGUUGGAUCAGAGCUGCAGACAUGGCGAGAAACGCUGAGAAGGCCAUGACGGCGCUGGCCCGCUUCAGGCAGGCUCAGCUGGAGGAGGGGAAAGUCAAGGAGAGGAGACCUUUCCUGGCCUCCGAGUGCAGCGAGCUUCCCAAAGCUGAGAAAUGGAGACGGCAGAUCAUCAGUGAGAUCUCAAAGAAGGUCGCUCAGAUCCAGAACGCCGGUCUGGGCGAGUUCCGGAUCCGGGAUCUGAACGAUGAGAUCAACAAGCUGCUCAGGGAGAAAGGUCACUGGGAGUACCGCAUCAGGGAGCUGGGAGGACCCGACUACGUGCGCUUCGGUCCGAGGAUGCUGGACCACGAGGGGAAGGAGGUGCCGGGGAACCGCGGCUACAAGUACUUUGGAGCGGCGAGGGACCUGCCUGGAGUCAGAGAGCUCUUCGAGAAGGACCCCACCCCGGCACCGAGGAAGACGAGGGGCGAGCUGAUGAAGGACGUGGACGCGGAGUACUACGGCUACAGGGACGAAGACGACGGCGUGCUGCUUCCUCUGGAGGCGCAGUACGAGAAGGAAGCCGUGUUGGAGGCGGUGCAGAAGUGGAAGACGGAGAAGGAGACUCGCCUGCAGCAGCAGGAGGAGGAAGAGGAGGAGAGCAUCUACACCGUCCACAACGACGAGGCUGAGGAUGAGGAGAGACGGGAGGAGAUGGAGGGAGAGGAGGGAGGAGUCAGCUUCAUCGCUCACGUUCCCGUUCCGUCUCAGAAAGAGGUGGAAGAGGCGCUGGUCCGCAGGAAGAAGAUGGAGCUGCUGCAGCGCUACGCCAGCGAGACGCUUCAGGCUCAGAGCCAGGAGGCCAGAACUCUGCUGGGCAUCUGAUGGGCCCGGUUCUGAUCCAGCCCGGUUCUGAUGGGCCCGGUUCUGAUGGGCCCGGUUCUGAUGGGCCUAGUUCUGACCCCUUUGUAAAUAUCAGUUGUUGCUUUUCUACGUUGUUCUCAUUAAAUCUUUGACCAAUCA
Messenger RNA from Fundulus heteroclitus (mummichog), 1074 nucleotides. RefSeq names its product ISY1 splicing factor homolog (gene isy1). Gene Ontology annotation, cellular component: Prp19 complex; post-spliceosomal complex; catalytic step 2 spliceosome. Gene Ontology annotation, biological process: generation of catalytic spliceosome for second transesterification step; mRNA 3'-splice site recognition. NCBI's taxonomy places the organism in Eukaryota, Metazoa, Chordata, Actinopteri, Cyprinodontiformes, Fundulidae. Bases 94 to 936 code for a protein of 280 amino acids. The transcript is spliced from 11 exons. The record is from RefSeq and is a predicted model, not a curated record.